CAGGGAGGUCCUGUGACUGCUGGGAUCUUUGACCUUUCCCCAGCCCUUGCCCUGUAGCAGAGCAGUGAGUUUAAGCACUUUGGAACGUUUCCCAUGAGGAUGAGGACUGUUUAUGGAGUGGUUGCUUUGUGAAAAGUGCUCACCCACAGGAGGUAGAUCACCAGCUGCCAAGAUGUCCAGCAAGAGAGCCAAGGCCAAAACCACCAAGAAGCGCCCCCAACGUGCCACUUCCAAUGUCUUUGCCAUGUUUGAUCAGUCGCAAAUCCAGGAGUUCAAGGAGGCUUUCAACAUGAUUGACCAGAACCGCGAUGGCUUCAUUGACAAGGAGGAUCUGCAUGACAUGCUGGCGUCUCUAGGGAAGAACCCCACUGAUGAGUACCUGGAGGGCAUGAUGAGCGAGGCACCGGGUCCCAUCAACUUCACUAUGUUCCUCACCAUGUUUGGAGAGAAGCUGAAUGGCACCGACCCAGAAGAUGUCAUCCGCAAUGCCUUUGCCUGCUUCGACGAGGACGCGACAGGUUUCAUUCACGAAGACCAUUUGCGCGAGCUGCUCACCACCAUGGGGGACAGGUUCACGGAUGAGGAGGUGGACGAGAUGUACCGAGAGGCCCCCAUCGACAAGAAAGGCAACUUCAACUACGUGGAGUUCACCCGCAUUCUCAAGCACGGAGCCAAAGACAAAGACGACUAGAACCGAGAGGCGCCCGUCCCACCUUCUGUACACCUGCCAUGCCCCUCCUCCCUGAGCACCCGUGCUGCCUCUGGCCCCGAGUCCCAGCAGGCCGACCCCAUGGAAAAUGCCUCAAAGCACAUGACAUGAGGCCUUAACCCUGCUCUGCAUUAGGGACGAGCUGGCCCCCACACAAAUGCCCCUCCCAGGAGAAGAUGAAUCUUCACGCUCCCGUCCCUCAGCCCUUAGAGCAUGUCAACCAUUCCUGGCCUCCGACGAUCUUGUUCGCUGCAGGUCAGGCCAGGUGGCUCCCGUUCCCACAAGGAUCUGACCUCCUGAAUUAGUGCUGUAUGGAGGAGGUGACCAGAGGAAAGCGGGAUAGUUAUCAUGGGCUCAGCUCACCAGUGCUGUAGCAUCUGGCAAUGUGUAUAUGAUCCAUGGCCACCCAGAGUGUGAACCCCUGAGGGGGCCUGUUGAGGAUGCUGCUUAGCCCUUGGCCAUUGAAUCUCUUCCCAGCGACACCACUCCGACCCUCUCCCUGUAUUUCAGAGCAGGCUCAUACUGGAGCCAAAAGUUCUGUUCUUCUAACCCACUGGGAAUCCCUCCUUGCCCUGGCCCCACCUGCCCCGCCCCAUUCUGCACUCAUAAUAAUUUGCACUUAGAUAGCACCUUUCACCUGAGAAUAGCAGAGCACAUGGACCCCUGUGUAUUUUCCCUGCCAUGCCCCAGCCUAUCCGGCACAGAUCCUUGCAGUGGGGUAGACCAGGAGGGGUAGGGGUCCCUCUACCGGGUGCUGGUGGUGAGGUGCUGCAUGGUAGAUGGAGCAUGCACACAAGGCAUUCCUGGGGGUGGCUUUGCUGUGCACAGAUCUUGCAAUCACACCAGCCAAGGGUGGUCAAACUAUUCUGCUGGGGCCUAACAUUUGUGUGUCUAAUUAGCCCCUCUCAAUGAGGAACAAUAAAAUCCUGCUCUGCAUUUUACCUUGAUGACAAAGUUUACCCAUAAUCCCCAGCGGUUAGCCUUCUGUUUCAGGGCUGACUUUCCCCAGUGUCGCAGUCCAUAAAACAAGAGCCCUCCCCCACAUUAAGCCAGUCACAGCUCCUGUCACCAGUAUGGGUCUGUCACCCACUGGAAUGAAUGAAUGGCAGUUCCCAAUGUGCGCGCUACACUUGGACUCAAGAGACAGCAGAACAUGGGAUUUGCCAGAAUGGAUAUGAGCCUUGAUCCAUCCAAUCCCAGGUCCUGCCUCCCAUCUCAGCCAAUAUCCAGAGCAUGAGAGACAGGUGGGACCUCCUCAGAACACACCUCACCAGCUGUGUCAUGCUAGGUACCUAGAAUAGAAAACCACCUGCAUUCCACUAGACAGCCAUUUUCCACCUUGACACACAUGCUUUGAUUACCCGCCCUCUCCUUACACACAUACCCUCAGAUAUUAUCCAGCCUGAUUCCCAGGGUAUAUUACGUAAUAUGCAGGGGAUCAUAAACCCAUAUAGACCAUCUCCAUUCAUUUUCCAGCAGUUAUUAUCCAGUACAAAUCCAGACCCUAAGAACAGUGACAAGGAAAGGAAUACACAACUGCCCCCUCUUUUUAAAAAACAAUUGUUUUCUAUUUGAAUAAUUGUGUUUUUGUGGCUUUAGAAUCUGUGAUGUAAGGGAUUCAGAAAAUUGAAAUUACCUAUAAAAUAUAAAGGAUAUAAUACCAAUGA
Mauremys reevesii (Reeves's turtle) is the source of this 2376-nucleotide messenger RNA. It is a transcript of the gene MYL9, whose product is annotated as myosin light chain 9. Gene Ontology annotation, molecular function: calcium ion binding. Lineage: Eukaryota; Metazoa; Chordata; Testudines; Geoemydidae. The record is from RefSeq and is a predicted model, not a curated record. The transcript is spliced from 4 exons. Gene Ontology annotation, cellular component: stress fiber; cytoplasm; myofibril. Bases 113 to 691 code for a protein of 192 amino acids. Gene Ontology annotation, biological process: platelet aggregation; myofibril assembly.